Messenger RNA from Lytechinus variegatus (green sea urchin), 8035 nucleotides. RefSeq lists its product as uncharacterized. Gene Ontology annotation, biological process: germ-line stem cell division; transposable element silencing. Gene Ontology annotation, molecular function: ATP binding; nucleic acid binding. The record is from RefSeq and is a predicted model, not a curated record. Lineage: Eukaryota; Metazoa; Echinodermata; Echinoidea; Temnopleuroida; Toxopneustidae.
CUCACAAGCACCGACGAAUUGGGCAACUAUAAUAAUGCACCAAACUGCUAACGAGAUUCCACUAUAUGCUAGAAUGACAACCAACGUCACCAUUUUAAAGAUUGAAGACCCCUUCCAUUUCUGGGGGAAGGAGGUCCUUGGACCUGGAAUGUCCCAGGAGACCAUACAAUUUCAGGAACUUUGUGAAGAAAUUGAGGACUACUGCUCUUCUGACCAGUACAUCAUAGAACAUGUCAACAACCCAGUCAAGGGCAAGAUGUAUCUUGUUCAGCGGCCUAGCGAUAGUAAAUGGUAUCGAGCUAGGGUCCUCAGUAAUUAUCAGACUGCUCAUGGAAUCAAAGCUUCAUGCCAUCUCGUAGAUUAUGCCGAGUCAUUCCUAGUUCCAAUCAAUCGAUUAAAAGAAAUUCCAGCCAAACUGAAGAAGUUUCCAUCGCAAGCCAAACCGUUCAGACUCCAUGGACUGGUCCCCACCACCUUACAUGUUACCUUAGAAGAAAAUCAGGCAGAGCUUGGACCAGCGGAAAGGUGGGACAUAGCAGCUGUGGAGUAUUUCAAGAACAUUGUGGAAGACCGUUCUGCUCAGGUGGACAUACAUGGGAUUGGUCAGAGGGAAACACGUUUUGUAACCCUGUAUGUGAACACACCUCAAGGACAGGUUAAUGUAAAUGAAGAGCUUCUAAAGCAGGGGUUUGCUAUGGUUGUUGAAAGGGACUUUGAUGAAGUAUCUGAGAUAGGAAGUUCUGAAGGAGGUUGCUCCCGACCUGUGACUCCUAGGACGUACACCCCCAAGAUCUCCAGUCCUCCUCGGAUCAAAGAUGUCAAGCAGUCAAGAGUGGAGACAUCCCGUCCAGGAACCAUACCCUGGAAACCAGGAGGUCAUUCAGAUCCGAUUGAUAGGCAGAGUAAGCAUGAUGAUAGCUUGAUAGCUUCAGAUGCGGAUGUUCCUCAUGGCAUGCCAAAAACAAGAGGAUCUUGUUCUUCACAAGGAGAGAUCCAGGAAGAGAUAUUUUCUGAUGGUACCUUGAAAGACGCUGAAGGAUUGAGGACAGCUCCAGCUACAGGCAGAGGCCGCGGACUAGCAGCUCUUGCAGGGACUAGUGAGGUUGGGCGAACUAGAUCACCAAGCCCUUUGUCACCUCCUCCUACAACCUCUCCUCCUUCAAACAUUUUGAAGUCGGAUAACCUUCAGAGGAUGUUGGUCAAAUCACCACAACGAUCUCCUGUGGAUCAAAGGUCACAGUCUCCACAAUCAUCACAGUCUCCUCAAUCGUCUCCAUCGUCGAUUGUUACUAUGUCUUCAAAGAGCCCCUCCCAACCUUCUCCUCCUCCUAGACCAAGGAUUCGCACACCCCUUGUGAUUGCCAACUCUACCAGACAACCAUUCAUGAAAGAAGUGAGUGUGAGACCAAAGGAACUAUCACCCCAACAGACUACGAGGCCCCGUCAAUCUGGGACAAAAUCUCCUCCAUCUUUCGUCCCCGUCCAUGAUUCUUCAAUUCCAAGAAGCCGCAGAAGCAUCGGUAGAGGAGUAUCUCAGCAGAGCCCAUCUUCUUCUGAUUGGAAUAAAAUGACGUCAACCAGCGAACAAUCAGAGGCCUCUGAAGGAGAGGUGACUACACCAGUCAAAGCAUCAUCAACAUCCCCUUCUUCCGAACGUGCAAAGAUUAUUCAAGAAAGUCUUAUAAAACAGUUAAAGUCUGGUAGUCCUGAAGAUGGAGCUCAUACUGGACUCUCUGUGCAUCACCAUGGUAACGAGAUGGGUGUGGUAGUGCAUGGGGAACGCCCUCCUGAUCCAAUCAGACAGUUGAAGAAUGCCCCGUUUCCUGAGGUGAUCAAGAAGCAAUAUGAGAGAGAAAAGACUCACCUAAACAUUAAUCUUCUUGAGGCCUAUGCUUGGCCAGCAGUACUGAGGGGUCGUGACCUCGUUGGUAUAGCACCGAGAGACAUAGCUACUAACAGUCUGGCGUUCAUUCUACCGAUCAUUACUCAGCUGCUGCGAUCAUCUACAUAUGCUGACCUACCACCCGGAAAUGGGCCUCUAGUGUUGAUUCUAUGUACAUCUUGGGAGCAUGCAGAGACAGUAUGUGAACUGUGUGAGAAGUAUGUCAGAGCUGCUAGCAAGUCAAUCAACACCAUCUUCCUGUACGGGGGUAACAAUGAAAAACAGCAAGAGGUCCAGCUGGUGAAUGGAUGUCAGAUCUUAAUAUCAACCUUACCAUGUGUGCUGAAGAUGAAAGAAAGGAACCUCACAAACUUCAACAGACUCAGUCAUGUGGUAUUUGAUGAGGCAAACAUACUCUUCCGGGAUUUCUUAGAUGAGGUGAAGACGAUGAUGCAGGAGUUCCUCAGCGUUCUACGGGUUGACCAGAGACGGUCAGCUCCAAGGCAACUACUCAUCUUCUCUAAUGAAUGGACAUCAGCUAUCGGUUCCUUCCUAAGGACGUAUAUGACCAAUCAACUCGUAGUCAUCACUCACAAGAUGGAGGCAGCUGUCUAUGCCAGGGUUCGGCAGAACAUAGAGUUGUUAGAUACCACCCAACGAACCCAGAUCUUAUUGGGUAAGCUACAAUCAGGAAUGCUCAAGGGAACCAAAUCAAUCAUCUUCACUAAUCAUCGCAAGACAGCUGUAGAACUUAUGAAGAUCCUGACAACAGCAUCCUUCUACACCCUGCUAGCCACCGAUGACAUGCCUAGUGAUAACAUUGAAAGAAUCAAGAAAGAAUGGUACACUCAUCAUAGAGCUGAUUCUAUCCCUAUCCUAGUGAUGACUGAUGGUGCAAUCAAUGAUAUUGAGAUCACAGAUGCUAUGCAGAUCAUUCACUAUGAUUUCCCUUCUAACAAGGCUCAUUAUGGGAAGAGAAUGGCCUGUAUGAUGAGACACUUUGAGUCUCAACUAAAACAGAAGAAGAAUUCCAGCUGCCAGUCUCUCAGCUUUGUGAGUCCAGACAGCAUUCAUGUCUUGGCUCAUAUGUCUGAUAUUCUCUUCCGUUCUGGGCAACCUCUCCCUCCUACGGUCACUCAAGAACAGGUUGAACAGGUUAAAGAAGAACAUCGGAAGAACAAACCUCUCUGUGUACAUCUUAAAAGUUUUGGCGUUUGUAGGAGUAGGAUGCCUUGUGGAGACCGUCAUCAAAUCUUCUCAGAUGUAGAUGAGCCUGGGAUCAACCCACGUUACAUAGCCCUUCCCAAACAAGGCACAGUCAAGUUGAUUGUGACAUUUGUAGUGAAUGCUUCCCACUACUAUGCCCGUCUGCUGGCCCAUCGGCAUUCUCCUGAUCACAAGGUUGUUUCCAUGACAGCGGACUAUGUCAAGUUGACCAUUGACCUUCAGAAGUGGUACACUGACCCAGUCAAUAUCAUAGGUCAACGACCUCUUCAGAAGGACGAUGUUUGUGGUUUCAAGGAUCAUGCAGGAUGUUAUUUGAGAGUUAAAGUACUAGCCUUUGUUACCAAGGAAACCGUCGACUCGCCUGGCAUUGCCGAGGUUUACUUUGUUGACCAAGGAGGUAGAGACAAGGUUCAGAUUGACAAGUUACUCAAGCUGCCUGACCAUCUAUGCCAAAUCAAGUUUCAGGCUGUUGAGGUAUUUGUAAGCCGUGUGAAGCCCACAGACAAGGAUUACUCAUGGAAUCCACGAGCAGAUUAUUUCAUGACUGAUUUCUUGAGUAACAAGGAACUAGAUGGCAAGAUCGUCCUCACCCUUGGUAACAGUCUGUGGUUGGAUCCAUUAGUUGAACGAUGCCAUCUUCCUGAAACCAAGCAUACUGUUGAGGUUCAUACAAGAAGAGAGAUGCUCAAGCAAGGCUUUGCUGUAGAUAAUCCAAAUCAUAUCAGCAAACUUCAGGAGUUAUGUAAGGGGAAACUGCAAUUACCCAAGGAUACCCCAUUAACACAAGUUAAUAAAAGUGUGAAGCUGCCAGCUCCUGCUCGUCUGAGUGAAGAUGCACCCAAUCAGGUUUAUCUAUCAGCUAUAGAGAACCCUCAUCACAUCUAUGUACAACCAGUCAAAUCAAAUUAUAGGUUAGAGAACCUGAUGCAGAAUCUUAAUCACAAGAUGGCUGACUAUGAACCAACAGGAGAAUGUCAAGUAGCUAAAGGAGAGCUGUGCAUUGCAAAAUGUGGCAUUGAUGACAGAUGGUAUCGUGGUCGCGUGGUGGAUGAGAAAGAUGAUGAGAGGGAUAUCUUCUUCAUAGAUCAUGGUGAUAUGGAAUUCAUUCACAAGGAUUAUGUUUGUCCUUUACCUCAAGAAUUCACCGAUCUUGGCCCUCAAGCGAUUCAGUGUAGUUUAGAAGCCAUUCAGCCACCAGCCAACCAACAGGCCUGGGAUGAUAAGACUACUGAUGAGAUGUGGAAUAUGUGUGUGGGAGAAACCACCAAGGUAGCUGUAUCUGUUGAGGUUCAGACCAGUGGAUUAUGUGAUAGUACUGGUGGUUAUCAGUACACAGUAAACAUGUACAAUGAGAUGGGAGGAGAGAAGAUCUUAGUCAGUAAGAGAUUGAUCGAUGCUGGAUUAGCCCAACCGACACAACAAUUCAUGAAGAUGAUGUUUCCAAUGGAAUCAUGUCCAUCGGGGGAUGGUAUAACUCAACAACUCAAUAAACUAUGUGCACAACUCUACCAAGUCAAGAGCUUACAAGGUCAACUUGGAUUGGUUGCCAAGAUAGAUGAGCUCCUAUUAAGUGAAAGUGAUAAGGAAACUCUUCUCAAAGGAGGAUGUAUCAAAUCACUAUGUCAGGUUCUGUGCAAUGGAAAACUGAAGGAAAAUACCAAAGAACUCCUGGUCCUGAGUCUACUUCGGCUCUCGACAGCAUCACCCAGAAUAUGCCAAGAGAUUGCCAGCCAAGGAGGAUUAAAAAGCAUCCAUAAUGCUCUUAUGAAGGCAUCGGAUACAGGAUUAAAGGAAGAUGUCACCUCCUUUAUCAAUGAAAUCUCAACAGAGAAAAGGACCAGAGACCUAUUCUUAGCUGCUGGAGGAAUCACAAUCUUACAGCAGAUGCUAGACUUGAACAACAGCUGUUUGGUGAUAAAGAAUGUCUGUGACACUUUCAGGAACAUCCUCUUCUACAAUGAUGUUGAACGAGAGAGCAUACCAUCAGAAGUGAUUUCAUCUCUCUGCAAUAUGAUCAGUAAUGCGGAUGAUAACAACAAACUUCCUUGUUUACUUGCUGUUUUGGCAGACCUUGCCAAAAUCAAAAGGAAUCGUGAUAUGCUUUAUCAUUAUGAUGGUUUACAAGCUGCUUGUAACAUCAUGUGGAAUGUUCGAGAUGACAAGGUUGUACAGGAGACUGCCUUGUUGUUAAGGACUCUGGGUGAAGAUUUUGAAGCUGUACAGAUGAUGAUUAAAGAAGAUAUGGUCCCAUGCCUGGAAGGGUGCCUCAUGUCUCAGUAUCUCUCAACACAAACCAAAGAUGAAUGUUUCCCUCUAAUUGACAUGAUUGACCAGUAUGAAAUUAAUGAAGCAUCUUAUACACACAUCAAGGCAUCUCUCCCCCAGUCAGAAUUGACUGUCCCUAAAACCCAUCCAAUGCCCCAAUCAAAUGGCAGUAAUAAGACUCUUCCAUUCAAUGGUGGGGAUGAGGAGGAGGAUGACUUUGAUGACAUGCCUUCUCUAGAAGAUGAUGAAGUGGAGAUCGUAAAAUGUCACCCAAAGAUAUUAUGGUCUCAGCAUGCAAACUCAGUCCUUCUUAGCAUCCAAGUUCAAGACAUCAAACAUCCUAAUGUCAGCGUCACAACAAGCAGUAUUUCAUUCAGUGCAAUUGUAGAACAUACAGAGUAUGAGUUUGAGUUUGAUCUAUUUAGCCGAGUAGACAGUACUAACUACACCAUGGUAUCAGCUGGAAGAGAAUUCCUUAUCACACUUUACAAAGAAAGCAUCGGUAUCAAAUGGACUAGACUCACACAAACAAAAACAAAGAUACCAUACAUUAGCGUAGACUUUGAGAGAUGGCAGGAUGAUGAGGAUGCUGAGAACUCAAAGAGAAUACCUCAUACUUCCAAGAAGACCUCAUACAAACUACUGGAGCCGGGGGAGGAACAAUCAAUUGAGUAUCAUAGUGGGUCAGAAAAGGAGGAGGAUGAAGAUCUGUCGGACUUCUCGGGAGACGAGUUUGACAAAGCUUUUGAAGAUGUACCAACACUGUCAUCAAGGAGUGAUACAGACAUUGGUCAGAGUAGUUGAGGUAGUGCUUGUCUGGUGUGGCAACAAAGAAAACAUGAUCAGUUGCACACAAUGACACGUAUGUAUCAUUCUAAAAACAUGCCACUAUUCUUGAAAAUCAUGUCUCAACCAUCACAUCCCGACUCCGAUACAAGACCAAUUACAUCAAACAACAUCACAACACAAGUUGUGCAUUUCAUACGCAUUCAGUGGCCAGAGACUCCCCUUGUUGAAUACAAAGCUAGGCAGGAUUAAAACGCAGUGUGUUUGUGAUAAAUCAUGUAUGCCUGUGUGAGAAACAAUGACCCUAGUAGUUUUGGGGGUAUGGAGGUCAAAGGCUCUAGGUCACAGAGGUUAUUAUAUACCUUACAAUGUACGGUUAUUUGAUAACCCAAGAACCAUUUGUCAUGCAGUAUCAACUUCAAACUUGGGUCGUGUUUGCAUAUUAAUGUGAUGGUGAUUAGAUAAGCUUUGCAGGUCACUAAGUCUAAGGUACCUGGAUACCAAGAUCAUUAUAUACCUCAAAACGCCUUGUACAUGUGAUAGCUCAUUAACCAUUUGAAGUAUCAACUUCAAAAUGUCUAUUCGAAUGACAUGAUAAGAUUAGUUGAGGGAACAUAGGUCAAAGGUCACAUAGGUCAAAGCUCACAUAGGUCAUGCAUCCUGAAAUACAUGUAUAUCAUUUCCAUGAUAAUUCAAGAACUAUUUGAAGAAUUAACCUCAAACUUGUUCAUGAAUGCAAGCAUAUACAAGUAGGAAUGACAAUGGUCUUGAGUUUUGGUGAAUGGCUUCUUUAUUUUAUAAUUUAAUCUGUGUGAUUAGAUAAUUGAUGGUUGCACAAAUAAAAAAAAAAUGCAAUAUAGUUCAGAUCUGCCAAUGGCAGAAGCAUAUAGUUUGACUGAGUGCAGUCAAGAAUCCAUCUAGGGUAUUGCCUGUUGGAGAGAGCUAACAACUUCCAUUUUGUCAAACAAAAAAUACAUGAGGAAAAGAAAUGCAAUAUUUCUAAUACAAUCAGAUGCAUUUUUUUCUUGCUACUUUCUGCAGAGUAAUUUGAGAAUAUUUCUUCGACUUCUCCCAUAGAUGGAUGAACCAUGAACUAUGAUAAAAUUGCUCUAUGAAGUAUUGCUGUGUUAAAGAUAACCUUAAUGAAAUUGAAAGAUAUUGUUAUUUCCCAAUACAUCUCAAUCUCAUACCAGUCAGGCUCAAUCAAUGAGGAAAAAACUUCAACCCUCAAAGAUUUCAACCAAAGAUUUUCACAGAUUUUAAUGGCAUACAACACCGGGAAAAGCAUACUACAAAUUUUGAAAAUCUGUAGUUUUGAAAGUGAUUAUUUGGGUUGAAAUAAUCACUUUCUUUACAUAAUCUCUCAAUUUUUGCACUCUAUAUUCCUUAUCAAGUUUUUUAAUCUAAGGAGAAAAGAGCAGUAGAAUUAGAGCCACUGCAGGUACUAAAGAUGUCUUCAUCUGGUUAAAAAAUAGAUGUACAGUACAUGAUCAUGCAUUCUACAUACUAUCCAAAAUGUGGGUUAGAAUUUAAUUUUUUAAUGGGGUAAAUUUUUUUCAAUUUGGUCACUUAACAGAAAUAGGAAUGCAGUUUAUGUAGGUAUUCCAGAGUGUUUUGUUGAUCACAAGAUGGAAUAACUCAUUUUAAUCAUAGUUGUAUGGAUGAAUUAUGAGCCCCUUCAAAAUGGUAAAUUGCAAAUUCGUCUAUUGCCAACUCAUCCACUCACCACAUGGUCUACUUUCAUUUGAUCUCAUGCCAUUCCGUCCAUCCUUUCGUCCAACAACCAUUUGGCCUGAUAAUCACUUCAUCUAAUCACCAUUUCAUCUCAUAACCAGUUGGUCUAAUAUGUAUUUCAUUUUUGUCUCGCCCACCAGA